AUGCUGGUUGACAGCCAUGACAAGCUUGUACAACCACCUUCCAUUCUAGCCUCGCCUAAAAGUCGUCACCGCGGGGUUCCCUUUUUACCCAAUCCGGGUCAUCCUAGUAACGCCACACCUUCAUUGAGCAAGCUAGAAUCCCUUCCCGUCGAGAUAGUUGAUCAGAUACUGUCUUAUCUCAUCUACCCUCGCUGCCGCUUGCCAGGUCUCACCGAGGCUCAGAGCCGAUACGACGUUUCGGAACAACAGAAGCGGAGCAUCAAGAAUCAAGAAGAUCUUACCCAGACAGCGGACAGCCAUCGUUGGGCUGCCGACAUUUUUUCACUGCACUUACUCUCGCAUCCCUUCAAUUCUCUCUCGCUCACGUCCAGGCGGUGCAAUGAGUUCGUCGAAGGGUACUGCUCACAUCUCGUGCGGCAAUGCAACAUGUUCAAUCUACCAUUCGCCCAGCUGGACAUGUAUGGCAUUGUCUACCCAGAUCUAAGUCAUAUCGUAUAUCGAAGACUGUGGCUGCAGCGUGCUCCGCGGAGAUGUAUCUACUGCUCCGCAGUGUUAGACAAUUAUCCCUUUCCACUGGUCAAACGUGUCAUCACGGCUUGUGAAGGGUGCUUCUAUCGUCAGACCUUGACAGUAGACGAAGUACAGAUGCAAUACCACAUCUCCACUGCUACUGUUCUCUCCUCUCGAGACAUCAGAGGCAACCAUGGUUCAGUGUGGGUCUUACGUGUCGAUGUGGAAGAGUUGGCCCUGCAACUUUACCGUACUCGAGAAUUUCACAAUGCUCGUAAGGAGCAGUUCGGUAAGCCGUGCUCUCUCUGUGCCAUCACCAGAUUCAGACCAGAGCAUCACAUUGGCAAGCCACGGCCAGCCCAAAAGGCCGCAGUUCGCUUGAUUGCGAAGAAGCGCUCCACGAAGCGCCCAACUCGAUCUUGA
Molecule: messenger RNA, 933 nt
Organism: Alternaria alternata
Lineage: Eukaryota; Fungi; Ascomycota; Dothideomycetes; Pleosporales; Pleosporaceae
Exons: 2
Coding region: 1-933 (310 amino acids)
Source: RefSeq, a predicted model, not a curated record